This is a messenger RNA of Mauremys mutica (yellowpond turtle), 1003 nucleotides long. RefSeq names its product insulin like growth factor binding protein 7 (gene IGFBP7). The record is from RefSeq and is a predicted model, not a curated record. Bases 16 to 816 code for a protein of 266 amino acids. Gene Ontology annotation, biological process: regulation of cell growth; regulation of signal transduction. Gene Ontology annotation, cellular component: extracellular region. NCBI's taxonomy places the organism in Eukaryota, Metazoa, Chordata, Testudines, Geoemydidae. Gene Ontology annotation, molecular function: insulin-like growth factor binding. The transcript is spliced from 5 exons.
GUCCAGUCCCCCGCCAUGCUGCGGCUGCUCAGCGCCUGCCCGCUGCUGCUGCUGCUGCUCGGGGCGCGCCCGGCCGCGGGCGAGGAGCCCUCGGGCGCCGCCUGCGGGCCCUGCCUGCCGGCGCUGUGCCCGGCGCUGCCCGUGCGGGGCUGCGCGCUGGGCCGGGCGCGGGACGCCUGCGGCUGCUGCUGGCUCUGCGCGCGCGGCGAGGGCGAGGCGUGCGGGGCGGGCGCGCGCUGCGCCGCGGGGCUGGAGUGCGCCCCCCCCCGCCCGGGCCGCGCCGGGCCGCCCGCCCUGUGCGUCUGCAAGAGCCGCUACCCGGUCUGCGGCAGCGACGGCGUCACCUACCCCAGCGCCUGCCGCCUGCGCGCCGCCGCCCUCCGCGCCCAGCGCCGCGGCCAGCGCGGGCCCAGCCAGCGCCGCAAGGGGGCCUGCGAGCAAGGGCCUUCCAUUGUGACUCCCCCUAAGGAAAUCUGGAAUGUCACUGGAGCAAAGAUUUACCUGAGUUGUGAAGUCAUGGGCAUUCCAACCCCAGUGCUCACUUGGAACAAGAUAAUAAGGGGACAAUAUGGUGUCCAGAGGCUGGAGCUCCUGCCUGGAGACCGCGACAACUUAGCUAUCCAGACCCGUGGUGGCCCUGAGAAACAUGAAGUGACUGGCUGGGUAUUGAUAUCUCCUUUGAGUAAAGAAGAUGCUGGAGAGUACGAGUGUCAUGCAUCAAACUCCAAAGGAGAGGCUACAGCCUCUGCACGAAUUACUGUUGUCAAUGCCUUACAUGAAAUACCCAUAACUAAAGAUGAUGGUGCAGAGCUGUGAUGUGAGGACUUUAUCACUUAUGCACAGUUUAAGUAUUAAGUAGUAUUUUGGAAAGCUGCAGCCACUGACUUCUAGGCUAGAGCCUGAUAAUCAGUUCCUUAUCUGACUCAUUCUUCCUUUUAGUAAUGUUUUGCUUACAUGCUUUUGGCAGACAUACAAAUAAAUGUAAUUCACAUUUGACUACAAA